Rhineura floridana is the source of this 3140-nucleotide messenger RNA. It is a transcript of the gene ATP2C2, whose product is annotated as ATPase secretory pathway Ca2+ transporting 2. Gene Ontology annotation, biological process: manganese ion transport; intracellular calcium ion homeostasis; calcium ion transmembrane transport. The record is from RefSeq and is a predicted model, not a curated record. The transcript has 27 exons. Gene Ontology annotation, molecular function: P-type calcium transporter activity; ATP hydrolysis activity; ATP binding. Bases 1 to 2850 code for a protein of 949 amino acids. Lineage: Eukaryota; Metazoa; Chordata; Lepidosauria; Squamata; Rhineuridae. Gene Ontology annotation, cellular component: plasma membrane; Golgi membrane; endoplasmic reticulum.
AUGGGAGCAAAGCAUUUCUUCUCCACAUUCUUCCGGAAAGGUGCCUUCCCCUUUCCCACAAGCCGGAAAUACCAGCCGGUGGGCAGUAGGGAGCCUGAAGAAGAGCCUGAAGAAGAAACUGAACCAAAGUCAGUGGAACAGGAGAAAGGCGUAAUGGCCCUCCCACCCAAAGAGGCUUGCAAAUGCCACGCAGAUGAGCUGGCAAAAAUGCUGCAGGUGGAUAUACAAAAGGGACUUUCUGAAGUGUCAGUGCUGCAUCGGAGGAUCAAGCACGGCUGGAAUGAACUUGUAAUAGACAAUACCGAGCCAGUAUGGAAGAAAUAUCUAGACCAGUUUAAGAACCCAUUGAUCCUUUUGCUGCUGGCCUCUGCUUUAGUAAGUGUAAUAACGAAAGAAUACGAAGACGCCGUGAGUAUUGCAAUGGCUGUCAUCAUCGUGGUGACUGUGGCCUUCAUCCAGGAGCACCGCUCUGAAAAAUCUCUGGAGGAACUGAACAAGUUAGUCCCCCCAGAGUGUAAUUGUAUGAGGGAGGGGAAACUACAACACCUUCUCGCUCGAGAGCUUGUGCCUGGAGAUAUCGUGUGCCUUUUUAUGGGAGACAGAGUGCCUGCAGACAUCAGGCUCACAGAGGUUACAGACCUCUUAGUGGAUGAGUCUAGUUUCACGGGAGAAGCGGAGCCCUGCAGCAAGAACAACUGCAUCUUAGCAGAAGCUGGAGACCUGAUGACCCUCACCAAUGUUGCAUUCAUGGGGACCCUCGUGCGAUACGGCAAGGGGAAAGGCAUUGUCAUUGGAACAGGUGAAAACUCACAGUUUGGGGAGGUCUUCAGAAUGAUGCAAGAGGAAGAGACCCCCAAGACUCCGCUGCAGAAAAACAUGGAUAAAUUGGGGAAACAGCUUACUCUAGUUUCUUUUGGCAUCAUUGGUUUACUUAUGCUGAUUGGUUGGCUGCAGGGAAAACACCUCCUUGGCAUGUUCACCAUUGGAGUCAGCUUAGCAGUGGCGGCUAUCCCAGAGGGCCUCCCCAUCGUGGUCACGGUGACCUUAGUACUGGGCGUCUUGAGAAUGGCCAAGAAACGAGUCAUUGUGAAGAAGCUGCCGAUUGUAGAAACUCUAGGCUGUUGCAAUGUUAUCUGUUCUGAUAAGACUGGGACCUUGACAGCCAACGAGAUGACCGUCACUCAGCUUGUCACCUCAGAUGGAUUCAAAGCAGAGGUGACUGGGGUUGGCUAUAAUGGAGAAGGAAACGUCUGCCUCUUACCCUCCAGAGAAGUCAUCAAAGAAUUUUCAAAUAUCUCUGUGGGAAAAUUAGUGGAGGCUGGCUGUGUUGCCAAUAAUGCAAUCAUCAGGAAGACGACUGUAAUGGGACAGCCAACUGAAGGGGCCUUGAUAGCCCUCGCCAUGAAGAUGGAACUGAGUGAUAUAAAAGACAUUUACAUAAGGAAGAAGGAGAUUCCAUUUAGCUCAGAGCAGAAAUGGAUGGCAGUCAAAUGCUCUCUGAAAGAUCAGGAGCAGGAAGAAGUCUACUUUAUGAAGGGGGCCUUUGAAGAGGUGAUGCAGCAUUGCACUAUGUUUAACAGCGGUGGCAUCUCCCUUCCACUGACACCACAACAGAAGGCUGUCUAUGUUCAGGAAGAGAAGCACAUGGGAUCACUCGGCCUACGGGUACUUGCCCUGGCUUCUGGUCUAGAGCUUGGCAGACUGACAUUUUUAGGUCUCAUUGGAAUCAUUGACCCCCCAAGGCAUGGAGUGAAGGAAGCUGUUCAAGUCCUCACCGAGUCGGGUGUUUCCGUGAAAAUGAUAACCGGAGAUGCCUUGGAAACUGCCCUCGCCAUUGGACAGAACAUCGGCCUCCGCAAUGGGAGAAUGAAAGCCAUGUCUGGGGAGGAACUGGAGAACAUCACCGAGUCGGCGCUAUCAUCCACCGUCCAAAGUGUUUCCAUCUUCUUCCGAACAAGUCCAAAACACAAACUUAAAAUCAUAAAGGCUUUGCAACAGACUGGCGCCAUUGUGGGGAUGACCGGAGAUGGGGUGAAUGAUGCAGUGGCUCUGAAAUCUGCUGAUAUUGGGGUUGCAAUGGGACGGGCAGGCACAGAUGUCAGCAAGGAGGCUGCAAACAUGAUCCUUGUGGAUGACGACUUCUCAACUAUCAUGAAUGCAAUCGAGGAGGGGAAAGGGAUAUUUUACAACAUUAAAAAUUUUGUUCGGUUUCAGCUCAGCACGAGCAUCUCGGCGCUGAGCUUGAUUGCUCUGUCGACAGUUUUCAAUUUGCCAAAUCCCCUCAAUGCUAUGCAGAUCUUAUGGAUCAAUAUUAUAAUGGAUGGGCCCCCGGCUCAAAGUUUGGGUGUCGAACCGGUGGACAAAGAUGCCAUCAAGCAACCUCCAAGGAGCAUCACAGACAUGAUUCUCAGCAGGUCCCUGAUUCUGAAGAUCUUCCUGUCGGCCACCGUUAUCAUCAGUGGAACCAUGUUUGUCUUUUGGAAAGAAAUUCCAGAAAGUGGCAUAACACCACGGACCACAACGAUGACUUUCACUUGCUUUGUGUUCUUUGACCUCUUCAACGCCCUGACCUGUCGCUCCCAGACAAAACUGAUAUUGGAAAUUGGUCUUUUCCGAAACCGCAUGUUCCUGUAUUCUGUCCUGGGGUCUAUUUUGGGCCAGAUGGCUGUAAUCUACAUCCCUCCACUACAGAAGAUCUUCCAGACGGAGAAUUUAGGAGCACUAGACUUGUUGUUCCUCACUGCCCUGGCGUCUUCUGUUUUCAUACUAUCGGAACUGAUCAAAGUGUGCGAGAAAUAUUGCUGCGGCCCAUCAAAGAUGGGCCACAGUGUCCAGCUAGGAGCUGUGUGACGAAGAGAACUUGGCUUCCGCUCCAGGUGGAACGCUGUUUGAAUGGAGCGAACUGCGAGAAACUGGAAUUCACGUGGAACAGUUGGAUCUCCUUUUUGUACUUCUUUGAAAAUUUCCAACCAGGUAGAUCAGAGCGCUAUCGUUGACUGACCAGAUCGCUUCCACAUCGUCAUCCAGUCCAUUAUAGCUUAUCAGAAGGGCUGGGCUGCUCCCAGUUAUCUUUCAUCUUGCAAUAGUGUCUUCUACAGGGCCAGCAAAUAGCACAGAAGGACCAAAGCAAAAAAUCACUG